UGGAGUCCAAGCUCGCACGCAGACAAACAAUUCCUCAUAAUGCCUUCUGUGACUAAACCACACUGACUCACCUGUCGGCUACAGUAACGGUUGCACAGUACCUGCCUACUGUCACUUUAUGUAGCGUCAUGAAUACACUCCUACUUCCAUGUCAACUGUACGGAAAUCUGAGCUUAGGGCGGAUUGUUUGGCAAUUGGUUCACUUCCCUCUCCUGGGCUGAGUUAGCAGCAACAGGCAUGCGACUAUCCGAAGUAAAGAAGGAGAAGCAAACUUAAAAAAAAAAAGGAGAAGCAAACUUACAGUCGGUUUAUAGUGGAGGUUUUUUGUCAUCAUGGGUGACUCGGAGGCUACCGGGACUUUGACUCGCAGAAGAAAGGCGAAUUUGACGACGUCAAAGAGUGCGAGUGUGUUGCCGAUGAACGGGAGGUCUGCUGCGGCGUGUCAGAGCUCAGUGACGGCUGACAUUAGCAGAGACAACGGCCCGGGAAAGCGUGACCAUUCACUGGAGACAGCCCGGUCUAAGUCAAAGAGUGAAAAUAAGAAACGCAGGAAUGACCUGAGUGACAGCCUGAGUUGUCAUAAGACACAGGAGUCUCUCCUGAGUUCAGCCAGUGGAUAUAAUAACUACAGAGGGAUACUUAACUGGUGUGUGGUCAUGCUGGUGCUGAGUAAUGCUCGCCUCUUCUUAGAAAAUCUGUUAAGGUACGGUGUUCUGGUGGAUCCUAUUCAGGUGAUUUCCUUGUUUCUGAAUGAUCCCUACAGCUGGCCAGCAGCAUGCGUGGUGAUUGUGUCCAACAUGUUCAUUGUGGUGGCUCUUUACACAGAGAGGCAGCUGUCCAAGGGUUCGUUCAGUGAACUUGUGGGAUUUCUGGUCCAUUGCGCUAACUUGGCCAUCAUGCUAACGUUCCCUGCUGCCGUGGUUCUGCUGGUGCCCUCCAUGACCUCAGUUGGUGGUGCAUUCGUUCUUGGUACUUACACCAUCCUCUUUCUGAAGCUGUAUUCCUAUAAGGACGUCAACAUGUGGUGCAGAGAACUAAGCACCGUCAAGGCCAGGAAGCUGGUCAGGUCGCUGUCUUGUCCCUCAGCACAGCACCUCACCGGGGGCGACCAAAAGGUGUGUUACCCUGGAAACCUCACCAUCAGAGACAUGUACUACUUUGUCUUUGCUCCGACGCUGUGCUACGAGCUCAACUUCCCUCGCUCGCCUAAGAUUCGCAUGAGUUUCCUGCUGAGGAGACUGUUUGAGAUGCUCUUCUUCACUCAGCUGUUAGUUGCUCUCACUCAGCAGUGGAUGGUUCCCAUCAUUCAAAGUUCAAUGAAACCACUAGAGGACAUGGACCUGUCCAGAAUGACCGAGAGACUUUUAAGACUGGCUGUUCCUAAUCACCUGCUGUGGCUGAUGUUUUUCUACUGGUUCUUCCACUCGUCUAUGAACUUCACAGCUGAGCUUCUGCACUUUGGAGACAGACAGUUCUACAAGGACUGGUGGAACUCUGAGUCUGUGACAUAUUUCUGGCAGAACUGGAACAUCCCCGUACACAAGUGGUGUCUGCGCCACUUUUACAAGCCUCUGCUUAGGAGGGGAUUUAGUAAAAUAGUCAGCCAAUCAGCUGUCUUUUUCUUGUCGGCUUUCUUCCAUGAGUACUUGGUGAGUGUACCUCUCAGAAUGUUCAGACUUUGGGCCUUCACGGGCAUGAUGGCACAGCUUCCAUUAGCCUGGUUUGUUGGUCGCUUCCUGCGCGGUAACUAUGGCAAUGCUGCAGUGUGGAUAUCAAUCAUCAUCGGUCAGCCAUUCGCCGUCCUGAUGUACGUCCAUGAUUAUUACGUCCUACACUACAGACAGGAGGCUGACUGAUGCAGAGAACACACACACACACACACACACACACACACACACACACACACACACACACCAGUAUCUAGUGAAGGUGACAGAUAUUGUACUUAACUGAUCAUGUCCUGAUCAUAGUGUGUUUACAUUAAAUAACUUUGUCAUUGUGUCUUCCUGCUGAGAGAGAAAAUAAUAAUUUCUUCUGUCAAGGGAAACGUAUUUUGAUAUUUUUGAAGUGGAGCCUGUUGAAAAGUGUUCAUUCUCGAAAUGUUACUUUAACUUAAGGAGGAAAGUUCAGCUUCUGUAUGAGGUGAGGUUUUCAGGCAGCAUAUCACUCAGGUGAUUUUUUUUUUUUUCUUUCUGUGUCUUUUUAAAACCUCUGACAGCCAGUCUGAAAAGUUUGCUGUUUGUUUGUAUAGAUAAAGCUGUUUCAGAAAAACUCUUCCUUUGUUUCACCAUAGAGGGUUUGCCCCCUUUGCAGCUGUGUGCACACAAUGACUGUGGCUGAUCUGACCAUUAAAGUGCCUUUAUAAAAGUUGUGACAGAGAUUUAUCGUCCACCGUGUUUCCUUUUUCACCUUUUAUGAACCAAAGGGGCCUUAAUCUGUCUGGUUUUAUUGUGAGAUGGAGCGUCACUACAAAAAUGAAUGUAUUCUGGUAGGAUUUUAUUAAAACAUGAUUUUUUUAUGAGGUUUCACUCUGGCAGUUAUAAGAAAGGGCAGCAUUAUUGUUUGUCUGUUUUCUUCUUUUUACUUUUAAGUGCUGUUACAGUCCAACACAUAUCCAAUCACUCUUUUUUCUUGAUAAAUAGAAUGUAAAAUGACAGAAUUUCUGGAGUUUUUUAUUACUGGACUGUUGAAGUCUGAAGUAAUGAUAUCUAGUAAUGUGUCUAAAUACAAUGUGUGUGUCUGAAAAUAAACAUUCAGAGAGUCUU
Scatophagus argus is the source of this 2765-nucleotide messenger RNA. RefSeq names its product diacylglycerol O-acyltransferase 1b (gene dgat1b). Gene Ontology annotation, cellular component: endoplasmic reticulum membrane. Gene Ontology annotation, molecular function: diacylglycerol O-acyltransferase activity. Bases 333 to 1856 code for a protein of 507 amino acids. The record is from RefSeq and is a predicted model, not a curated record. The transcript has 17 exons. Gene Ontology annotation, biological process: triglyceride biosynthetic process. NCBI's taxonomy places the organism in Eukaryota, Metazoa, Chordata, Actinopteri, Scatophagidae.